Symbiodinium sp. CCMP2592 is the source of this 1518-nucleotide messenger RNA. NCBI's taxonomy places the organism in Eukaryota, Dinophyceae, Suessiales, Symbiodiniaceae. The record is from the annotation of a GenBank genome assembly.
AUGCUGGCUGCUUGCACCGUGGGCCCGGGUACGGUGGUGACUUGUGCGCGGGCCGGCGCUGAGUAUCAGCUGCACUUCGUCUGGGCCCUGCUUUUUGCUUCGUUCCUCGCGUUCACACUCCAGGAGGGCUCUGCGCGUCUUACGAUCGUCUCGGGCAAAACGCUGGGGCAAUGCCUUCAGGAGAAGUACGGGCAGGUGCUCCCGAAGCUCGGCCUUAGUGGUCCAGUGCCCAGGUUUUGUGGGGCGUUGGCACUGGCCGUGUACUUUGGCAACUUGUUGUACGAGUGCAACAAUUUCGCGGGUGGCAUCGAUGCCCUCUUCUCCUUCCCAGGAGUGAAGCAGAUGCCUUCCGAACUGCUGCGAAUCGGGGGCUGCUUUGCAUAUGCUUUUGCUGUGCUAGGCAUCUUGUACCUUGACAAAGCAGAUGCAGUCGGAGUCGGGCUGGGCAUCACCAUGAUGGGCAUGGUGGCGCUGUUCCUGGUGGUAGCAGUCACUGUGGGCUGCUCGUGGCGCGGCCUUUUACUCGGUUCUCUUCCAUCGCUGCCGCACCGAUCACCCCUACCGCAAGCUGCGGCACCGUGUGACACAGCACUGAGUUUGGUGGGCACCACUGCGAUAGGCAUGAACGUCUUCCUUAGUGGUGCCAUGGCACGGCAGAAGACGCUGGUGGAGUGCCGGCGGGGCAUUGCAUUCUCGUGUCUAUCAGCUCUGGUCGUUUCCGUCUUGAUCCUGAUCGUUGCUGCAAGCGUGUUCAAAGCGGAGGGUCGAGCUACUGGUCGGUUGAACAUGGAGUUCAACAUUGUCGAUCUGGCUAAAUCCAUCAACGGAUAUUUUGGAGCGGCAGGCACGACGCUAUUUGCCCUUGGUUUUGUGUCCGCUGCUCUAAGUUCGAUGCUGACGGUCGUCAUCGGAGCUGCGCUGGCCUUCGAGGGGCUCCUCCUGCAGCCGCUUCGGGACGCCGAGGGCAAGUUGGUGGAACCUCGCUUAUCCCAGAGGAGCUAUUGGUGGAUUGCCUUCAGCAAUGUUUCCGUGGCUGCUUUCACCAUCUUGGUGAAUCUUCCUCGGCCCACCAUCAUCCUGGUGGCGCAGUUAUUCAAUGGAAUUCUGCUGCCCUUCUACUGUGUCUCUCUGCUGCUGUGCCUUACGGACAAGAAGUUCAUGGGUGACGCCCCGCAGAGCAUCUUUGCCAACGUGUGUUUGUACACAUCAGUGACAGUAGCAUUCAUCCUGGCCUGGCGAGUGGUGGUCCAGAAGUCAGCUCUGCUGCUCUUUCUGGCCACAGGUGUUCGCUUUCUAGACACGGCUACAUCGGUGCUCCUCGUGGCCACGUGCCUGGCAGUGCUGUCUAUGCUGGCAGUCGGACGAUAUGCGCACAUCAGCGGCCGAACGGCCAAGUGCUACGAUUCCUCUGACGAAGGAUCCAUUUCGAGCACGUCCAUUGGGCAUUCGUCCGCGGAGUCCGAGCCAGAACAUCUCGCGGCCUUCGCGGGGAAAGACUCGCGCAUGAGCCAAGCCUGA